Trichoderma breve is the source of this 417-nucleotide messenger RNA. Its product is annotated as kp4 domain-containing protein. The record is from RefSeq and is a predicted model, not a curated record. The transcript has a single exon. Gene Ontology annotation, cellular component: extracellular region. The coding region runs from base 1 to 417 and encodes 138 amino acids. Lineage: Eukaryota; Fungi; Ascomycota; Sordariomycetes; Hypocreales; Hypocreaceae.
AUGGUCAAAGUGGUUGCCAAAAGUGAGAAGAGCGCCAUUGAACGGGCUGAGACCAAGAGAGAAGGUGUUUCUAAGCUGUCAAAGCGCUUGGGCAUCAACUGUAACGGUAGCUCUACCUGUGGUGUUGGAGGCAUCGCCGGAACCGAACGAGGAACUAUCGACGAUCUCAGAAACACCGUUGCUGGUGGCGACGACGGUCUCUGGGGAGAAGGACAGCAAAUAGCCUGUAUCUCACAUGCCACUGGCCGCCUUUGCGCUUUCUACCAAAAUGUUGGCGAUCGAACUUUCAACAAGGACCAAACCCUAAUGUACAUGCAAUGGCUCCUUGACCAUGGCUGCGAAGUUUGUGGCAGUGUCCCUACCGAUGAUGGCAAUGACGUUAAUAACGGAGAGUUGACCGUCAAUUUUGUUGCAUAA